AUGACAGACGCUGGCUUCUUCAAGGGUACAAGUGCUGAGCAAGAUGCCAGGUUCGCUGAUAAAAAGAAAAAGUUAAUGAAAACUAUGAAAUUCGGAGAAAACUUGGCUCAAAAGGUUGACAUGUCCAAAAUUAAUUUGGAGUCUAUAAGACCAUGGAUUGUUAAACGUAUAACAGAGCUUUUAAACUUUGAGGAUGAGGUCGUCUGUGACUACAUUUUCAACCAACUGGAGGAGCGCCAUCCAGACCCAAAGGAAAUCCAGAUUAAUAUAACGGGAUUUUUAAACAGUAAAAAUGCGAGGGUGUUUUUGUCCGAACUAUGGGAUUUAUUGUUAUCUGCCAUGCAGACACCGGAUGGCGUUCCUGCAGCUUUUCUGGAGGCCAAGAAAGAAGAGAUCGCAAAGCGUCAGGAGGACGAAAAAUUUGUUCUCGAAAUGAGAAAGAGGGAAAAUGAGCUAAUUCAGAAAGGAACUAAUCGAACGUCUAACAUGAGUUCCGAACAAAUAGAUAAUCAGAAGCGCGUUUCGUCUGUCAAAAGCAAUGGAGUAGCAGAAUCUGAAGAGCCGGAAACUUUUACCAAUCGCAACCGUUCUACUUCACGAACAGCAUCACCAGCCCCUCAACCACCUGCAACUACUACAGAAAGUCGUGAGAAACUCGAUGGAGCAACUAGUCGAACUGCUCAUCGAGAUGAAACGAGUUCGUCGCGUUCCCCUGAACAACACCGUCGCCGUCGUCAUCACCACUCUCCUGAGAGAUGUCCGGUCGACACAAGACGCCGUAGAUCACAUUCACGCACUCGUCAUCGUCGUCAGCGUUCCAAAUCUCGCUCCAAGCUGGUGCAAAAGCCGAAAUCACCUGUCACUGACUGGAGAAAAGACUUGAUGGCCGGUAGACGUCGCAGUCCACCGGAAAUGCCUGAAAGUAGUUAUUAUGGAAACGAAAAACGUUCAAAAGGCCAUAAGCAUUCCAAAAAACACGAUAAACAAAGACAUGGUAACAGUCAUUCACAAAAAUCUCACAAAAGGUCUCCGUCUCACAACGCAGACUAUUAUCGACCUCGCAAGCAUACUCAUAAUUCUGGAUCCCGACACCAUAACAUAGUCGAAGUUAACGAGAGAGAUCAAAGAUCAGGUUGUUUAGAACAAUCAAGAAAAGAUGGUUUUGCUGAAAACUACAGAAAAUAUGAAGGUCCUGACCUACCUUCUCAUUAUGAUUAUCGUUCGUCUAGUAGAUACAGACAUGAUGCUGAAUCACACGGUCGCAACGCAAGCCCAGAACCAAGCCGCACGCGCGAUAGAGAAUCUGAUUGGCAUCUCAGAGAUCAUGAUCACCGACAUAGUCACCACUCUAGUCACAUAAAAAGAAGAGAAACCUCAUCUGGACACGAAAAUUUAUCCUUUGAAAGACGCCAGUAUCACCGUUUACCGAGUCCUGAAGGGCCGUCAUUGCCCCCAAAUAUUUCCAAAAGACCUUCAGAUUCUAGGAUAAUCGAAGGAGUCCCCAGUAAGCGUACAAAACGUGAGGCAUCUGCUUCGUCAAGCAGCUCAUCAACCAGCAGCAGCAGCUGUAGUAGUAGUGGUAGUAGUAGUAGUAGUGGAAGCUCCAGUAGCAAUGAAAGCGAAAGCGAAGGAAAUGGAGAAGAAUCUAAAAGGCCACAAAUUAAAAUCCCAAAGAAAGAACCCACUCAUGAAGGUCCUGCUCUCCCUCCAGAGCUGGAGGUAUCUCAACCCGAAGGUCCUGCUCUUCCUCCGGAUGUUGAACUCGCCGUAGAGUGGUCGGAAAACCCAGCCCAUUCUGGAUCUACAUCCCCAAGUUCGACAACUUCAGGAUCUUCUACUGGUGACGAACACAGUGAGGAAUCGGGAUCAAGUUCAAGUGAUAGUGACAGUGGCAGCAGUAGUAGUAGUGGUACCGGUAGUAGCAGUAGCAGUGAAAGUGAUAAUGAAGCCACCACGAAACCUCAUAAAUCUGAAAGAAACGGUAAACACCCUAAAAGUCUUGGAAAUCAUAUGUCUCCUGAAGGUCCUGCUUUACCUCCUACCUCUAGCUCUAAUUCACAUAAGAGGAUUGACCCCCAUGAAUCAGUUGAAGAGGUUUUACGUCGACGGGCUUUGGAGUCUUUACUUCGGAGCUCACAAAAACUCCGCGGUUCUCCUUAG
Molecule: messenger RNA, 2160 nt
Organism: Schistosoma curassoni
Lineage: Eukaryota; Metazoa; Platyhelminthes; Trematoda; Strigeidida; Schistosomatidae
Source: the annotation of a GenBank genome assembly